UCGCGUCGUUAUUCCGGAAACGUUCAGUUGUAAAAUUGCGUAAUGAAAUCGGUUCAUUCUGUUUGAAAAACCCUGUAUAUCGAUUUGAAUGGUGAUGCAGGUAUUAUAAAUCGUCUAGAAUCGUGAGGCAGGUUUUAUAAAUAUGCUUGAAUCGUAAGUCUGAUAUCGUGACUCGACUCGAAUCCUUUAAGGGAUCAGGGCUGUGUGUGUGUGUGUGUGUGUGUAUAUCAGUGUAUAUCAGUGUAUCAGUAAAUCAGUAAAGCGCUCGCGCUGCUGAGGUUCGCCGGUGACGUGAGUCUCGAGCGCCCACCCGCUUUGCGACACAACGCCGCACAGCAACAACAACAACAAGCAGCAGGAGAAGAAGAAGAAAAAGAAGAAGAAGAAAAAGGAGAAGGCGCAGCCGGGGAGCGGCCAAACCCGGGACACAAAUCCAUCAUCGCAAUGGGAAUUACAGCACUAACGCAGAGCAGAAGGCUUUCCCCAUCUAACCAAAAGCUCGGCAGGAGCAUGAUAGGAGUUGAAGGCACCUGCCACGACGGCUUCGGGCAUGAACGUGUGUAUAAUGCAAAGCUCGCCUUGAUCUCGAGCUCUUCCACCUUCUGGAGAUAAAAUUCACCUCUUUGUGGACCUGCCAUUUCUCUAUGAGAAUUUUUUGGAUUCAUCGAAGCUCAAUACAAAAACAACAAUGUCCAUCACUUGGACACUAACGCUUCUCUACACCCUGGUUUGCGGUGUGCUGGUCCAGGCUUUGACCCCCAGCCCGGGCAGAGAGGGGUCUCUUUUGCCCCGUCAAUACCGCCACAAGGACCCGGACACAGGCGUCCAAUAUUUGUGUGACAAAUGUCCAGCAGGCACGUUUGUAUCAUCCCACUGUUCCAACAGCAGCGUGCGAGAAUGCACAGAGUGCCCGGCAGGAACGUUCACGCGGGGCGAGAACGGUGUUCCGCAGUGCCACCGCUGCCGAAAUCCCUGCCAACCUCCUUUUGUUGAAAAGUCUCCUUGCACGGCUACGAUGGAUCGCACAUGUGUCUGCCCACCUAGUACUUAUGCCAAAGACAGUAAUUGCCUCCCCCAGCCCGUGUGCCUGCCAGGUUGGGGAGUGCGCAAGUCGGGGGCCAAGUUAGAGGAUGUCCGCUGCCGCAGAUGUCCACGGGGAACCUUCUCGAAUGUGCCGUCGCGUGCGCUGAAGUGCCAAACGCACACAGACUGCCAAGCGCUAGGAAUGCUGCUGCUGCUCAGGGGCACUGACAAGACAGACAAUGUGUGUGGAAUCUCCUCUUCCUCAUCAUCAUCUUCACUGGGCCCUGCCUCAUCCUCCUCACACAGCACUGACCCUGCAGUCACAGUCCGGUCAUCAGCAGCUGUCCUAAAACUAACCAAUUCACAAACGACCCUCGGCAUGUCGAACUUCCAGACCCCUGCAACUCCCCCGGACGAAGCCAGAGUUCUGAACUCCCCAACACCUGACCCCUUGCCAUCGUGGAAUCCCCUGACGGCGAAUCAGCAGUCAGCUCUGUCAGAAAAGAAGAGCCAGGGUUUGUCCCUCAGGCCUGUCAGGAGAGGCUCGCCUCGGCCAAGCAUGCACAAGCACUUUGACAUCAACGAACACCUGCCCUGGAUGAUUGUCCUGCUUCUGCUGCUGGUCCUUGUGGUGAUUGUAGUGUGCAGUGUUAAACGCAGCUCGCAUGUUCUGAAGAAAGGGCCCCGGCAGGACCCCAGCAGCAUCGUGGAGAAAGCCAUUCACAAGAAGCCUAGCUCUCCUGCAGGACACAACAAGGAGAGGUGGAUCUACUACUCCAACGGCCAGGGUGUUGAUAUCCUUAAACUGGUGGCAGCUCAGAUUGGCAGCCAGUGGAUCGAGAUAUACCAGACCCUGGCGAAUGCUAACGAGCGGGAAGUGGCUGCCUUCUCCAGAGGCUACUCAGCUGACCACGAGCGCACCUACGCUGCCUUACAGCACUGGACCAUCUGUGACAGUGACGCCAACCUGGCCAAGUUAAUAAACGCCCUGCAUCAUCAUCGCCGUAUCGAUGUGGUCGAGAAGAUCCGUUGCGUCAUGGAGGACAACCCUCAGUUUGAUCUGAACCAGCUGAUUAUGUAUGUGAAUGCAAGCCAAGGUGCCAGCCCCAGCCAUAAACCCCUGGAUGCUCAGGGACUGGUGGUGGAACACUCACCACUUGAUCGCGCCAAAGGCUUCUUCCCAGAUGAGUCUGAGCCCCUGCUGCGCUGUGACUCUACCUCCAGCAAAGACUCCGCUCUGAGCCGCACAGGUUCUUUUAUUACCAAAGAGAAGAAGGACACGGUUCUGCGGCAGGUGCGCCUCGACCCCUGUGACCUGCAGCCCAUUUUUGACGACAUGCUGCACAUCCUUAACCCUGAGGAGCUGCAUGUGAUUGAGGAGAUACCUAUGGCCGAGGAUAAGCUAGACCGUCUGUUCGAGAUCGCCGGGGUCAAGAGCCAGGAGGCCAGCCAGACUCUUCUCGACUCGGUGUACAGCCACCUGCCUGAUCUCCUAUAGACGGGAUUUGUUCAUGGCUACUCACAUGAAAGGAGUGAAUGAGAGCGAGAGCAACACAAGCAAACAUUCACUAUCCAGAAUAUCCUUCUAAAAAUCACACACGGAUCUCUGAGCAGAUUAAAAGCCAUCGCUUAGCCUAAUGUAGCUUCCAUACAUUUUUCUCCUUUACACCUCGGAGCUCCUGGUUUGUUUGUUCGUUCCUUCUUUUGUUUAUUCGAUUAUAAUCAUACGUUCAUGUUUUAAAAUAAAUGCGGUUCUAACCAGCGAGGUCUUUUCGUUCCUGCUCCGUGUUUAUUACGAACUAGUUGUAUAACCAGGAUUUCCGAUGUGAAUCUAUGGGCAUUGAACAGCAACACUACUGGCUGCCAUGUCACAAUCAUCACUGAACAUAUGCAUUAAUAUUUUACUUGAAUGUGGAUGCGCCUCUUCAAGAAGUAAACAACAACCAUGCUUGAUGUUAUAUACAGUAUCAGUCCCAGCUGGGAACUGAAGAAGCAACGCUUUCAUGGUUUAUUCGGUUUAUUUAGAGGCCAGACUCUAGACUGUUUAAUAUCUACUCAUUUAUAAUAGACAAAUACGUAUACGCAGUCCCUAAAAAAACUGCCAUGUCGUCUAAUGUCCUGUACACAUUAGCUGGAAAUGUCACACGGGGUUCCAACAAAUUAAAAGCCCCUGCUAGUCCACUGUAGCAUUUCAGAACUGUUCCUCUUGACACCUUGUCUUUUACGCUGUAUUAUAAGUUAACCUACAGCAUAUUCUUGCACACAAUGACUACCGUGCAUUGGUACUGAUACACACAGACAAAAUCAAGGUACAGGAAUAAACCUGAAAGAGUACAAAUACCUUGUCAGCAAUGUACCUCUGAACAUUGGUACCUUCUUGUUUGUACCUGUAAAAGAACAUUUAUGCGACUCCAGUGAUAUAACUGUACCUUUGUGUCCAGGACAAAUCAGUCCAGCAGAACAUCAGUGAAAUGCUAUAGAAAAAAUAUCAGCAUGUAAUUUAAAACCAUACCAGGACACAAAGCAGCAUUUCUAUCACUAGGGUCACAUAAAUGUUCUUAUACAGGUACGAACGAGAAGGUACAUUCCUGUAUCUUGAUUUUUCUGUGUGUGUAAUAGUUUGUUUAACCUGAAUCGUGAUCCUGUACCGUUUUUGCCAAAAUGUGUUUAUUGAGCACUGCUUUGUAUAACAGUUUUUAAUGGGCAACAUAAAACUAUUGGCUGAAGAUGCGGAUUUGAAUGUCCUACUUGAGUUGGUUAGAUGAUGCGUCGAUGUGCUUCUCCAAGGCGUACAGCAAUCAGCCAUAACAUUUAAACUACGAGAGGUGAUGUGAAUAGAGUUGAUCACUUUGUUACAACGGCACUUGUAAUCGGAGUGGGAUAUAUUAGGGAGCGCAUGAACAGUCAGGUCUCUAAGUUGAUGUGCUGAAAGCAGAGUCAGGGUUAUGGGCACUCACUGAUGCUCACUGAUGCCUGUGAAGAGCAAAGAGUAGUCCGUCUGGUUCAUUACUACAGAAGUGCUUUCAGUGGAGCUCUGAUAGGAAGAGUCAGAACACACAGUGCAUUACAACCUGCUGUGUGUAGAGCUGCGUAGCUGCAGAACAGUCAGAGAGCACAUGUUAACUCCUGUACACCACCCAAAGCUCCAACAGUGUUUGGGCGUGGCUGACCUGGGCAAGAGAUGGUACCAGGUUACUCUUUAGGAAGAAUGUGAGCUGGUGGAGGCAGUGCGAUGCGCUGGGUGAUGUUCAUGUACCUAUGACCUAGGACACUUGCUAACGGUUUCUCUAAUGUCAGCGGACGGGAUCUUUCGCCUGGAUAAUGCUCCCUGAUAAAGGGCCCAAGGUGUUGACUCGGCCUCCAAAAACAAGGCAAACUAGUCUGAUCUAUAAAACUGCUGCUAGGUUCUUGGUGCUAGAUACCACAGCACACCUUCAGAGGUCUUCGGGAGUCCAGGCCUCAAUGUUUCCGAGCUGAUUUAACAGCACAAGGGGAACCUACACAAUACUAGGCAGGUGGUUUUAUGGUUUUAUUAUAUUUUAUGGCUGAUUGAUGUAUGAUGCGUGAGGCUCAAAAUGGCUGAACUAACAUCCAUAGAAGGUCAUUUUGUUUCAUGGUCCAUAUUUCAGACGAUGAGAUGUAGAAUGCAGUAUGUAUCUAAUAUGGUAACUCUAGUUAGUGUUUUAUUGAGACUCUACUGUCAGACAUCCCAUUCCAGGAUUCAUUCCUCCUCCCUUUUGACCACAUGGUGCACAGGGUUUAUUUGGCCUUUGUUUGACAGUCAGGGUAAGAAGAAAAGCGUUGGGGAAGCAUACUGGCAGCUUUCAUGACUUCUGCUGGAUUGUAAUCACCAAUCAAAUCCAGUGGUGUCAAACGGAUGAAGCUAGGGUAUAUAAUUUCCACCUGCAGAUUGAAGCGGUAAACCACGUAAACAGUAUAUUUAAUGUGAUGUAAGACAAGAGAUUGACGACUGACCAAUAAAAAUAAAAACAUUGUUACA
Silurus meridionalis is the source of this 5023-nucleotide messenger RNA. It is a transcript of the gene tnfrsf21, whose product is annotated as tumor necrosis factor receptor superfamily, member 21. The coding region runs from base 689 to 2521 and encodes 610 amino acids. The record is from RefSeq and is a predicted model, not a curated record. The transcript has 6 exons. Gene Ontology annotation, biological process: adaptive immune response; negative regulation of T cell proliferation; signal transduction. Gene Ontology annotation, molecular function: protein binding. Lineage: Eukaryota; Metazoa; Chordata; Actinopteri; Siluriformes; Siluridae.